This is a messenger RNA of Penicillium oxalicum, 2043 nucleotides long. Its product is annotated as putative Kelch repeats protein. The record is from RefSeq and is a predicted model, not a curated record. The coding region runs from base 1 to 2043 and encodes 680 amino acids. The transcript is spliced from 3 exons. Gene Ontology annotation, molecular function: protein binding. Lineage: Eukaryota; Fungi; Ascomycota; Eurotiomycetes; Eurotiales; Aspergillaceae.
AUGGCGAAGAAGAACAAGAAAUCCGCCGAGCACAAGGAGCGAGUAGCUGCCAAGCAGUCCAAGAAGACUGCCCAAAAAGAGAAAAAGUCCAAAGCCAAGGGCAAGGACGUGGAUAGUGAUGCCGAGGACGCUGACUUGGAUGCCAUCCUCGCACAAUAUGCUGAAGAGCAAGCCAAGUUUCUGAAGGUGACCGAGGUGCCAUCCGGUCCUCCAUCACCGAGGAGUUCCGCAACCAUUCUGGCAUCGCCCUCCAAUCGCAAUGAGAUCCUUUUGUUCGGCGGCGAGUACUUUGACGGAACUCACGCGUCGUUCUUUAACAAUCUUUUUGUGUAUCAAAUUGAUCGAGGCGAGUGGAAAGAGGUGACGAGUCCCAACAGCCCGCUCCCUCGCAGUGGACAUGCGUGGUGCCGCGGUGGUAACUCGGGAGGCGUGUAUUUGUUUGGAGGCGAGUUCUCAUCGCCCAAACAGGGUACAUUCUAUCAUUACAAUGACUUCUGGCAUCUGGAUCCGGCCACUCGAGAAUGGACUCGUCUUGAAACCAAGGGCAAGGGACCCCCAGCCAGAAGUGGCCAUCGGAUGACCUACUUCAAGAAUUAUAUCAUUCUCUUUGGAGGAUUCCAAGACACAUCCCAGCAGACCAAGUACCUCCAGGAUUUGUGGAUUUACGACUGCAACAAGUACACAUGGUUCAAUCCUGCAUUGACAACGGCCUCCCAGAAGCCCGACCCUCGCUCAUCCUUUUCAUUCCUGCCCCACGAGACUGGCGCGGUCAUCUACGGAGGAUACUCACGCGUGAAAGCCGCGACCAAUACAGGAGGAAAGCAAGGUAAAGGGGGCCCGCAGAAAAUGGCACUGAAACCCAUGGUUCAUCAAGAUACGUGGUUCUUGAGAAUCACGCCUCCAGAGUCAGAAUCAGCCGCGGCUUCGAACGGUCCAGCUGUUCGCUGGGAGCGCCGAAAAAAGCCUGCAAACACGCCCAACCCACCUCGAGUCGGCACCACAAUGGCUUACCACAAGGGUCGGGGCAUCAUGUUUGGAGGUGUCCAUGAUGUGGAGCUGACAGAGGAAGGCAUGGACAGUGAAUUCUUCGACACACUUUUUGCCUGGACCACAGAUCGAAACCGAUUCUUCCCACUGUCUCUCCGUCGUCCUCGUGCAGGUGGCAAGAAACAGCAGCCCAAUCAAGCACACAAGUCGCGCAAUCGUGCUCGGGCUGAUGAGGAGGAUCUUCUGCAAAAUCUCAAGGCUCUCGAAGCCAAGCAAGGACUGCGCGGCUCAGAUGACGAUGAAGACGACGAUUUCAUGCAGUCGGGUACGGCAAAGGCGGAGGAAGAACCGGUCGAGCCCUCGAAGCCUGCCAUUGUGCGGUUUGAGAUGCCGCACAGACGUUUCAAUGCUCAGCUGACUGUGCAGGAUGAUACACUCUUCAUCUACGGCGGAACAUUCGAGAAGGGUGACCGAGAAUUUACCUUCAAUGACAUGUACUCGAUCGAUCUCGUAAAGCUGGACGGCGUGAAAGAAUUGUUCUAUGUCGAACCCGCAAACUGGAACCUAUUGAACGAGGAAGACAGUGACGAGGAAAUGGAUGAGGAUGAAGAGGAAGAGGAAGACGAUGAAGUGGAAGACGAGGCUGGAGACGCAAUGUCUCUGGAUCCAUCCUCGCCAGCCCCCACUGAGCUCACCGUCCCAUCUGUCACUCAAGGCAUGGAGCAGCUUGAAGUCGAGGAGGAGCAGGAGGCAGAUCAACCUGCGGAUACCCGCCCGCAGCCUCGGCCCUUCGAGAGCCUACGCGAGUUCUUCAGUCGAUCCUCUGAAGAGUGGCAGAACAUUCUACUUGAGGCUCUCAGAUGGAAGGGACAGGCUGAAAAUAAAUCGGUCAAGGAGAUCCGGAAGCUGGCAUUUGACAUGGCCGAAGAGAAAUGGUGGGAUAGUCGUGAGGAAGUCAUGGCGCUUGAAGACGAACAGGAGGCUGCCGGUAUUGGAGAGGUUGUCAGCAUGCAAGACCGGGUUGAGAACGCUGGAGGCGCCGGUCGACGCCGUUGA